AUUUUCAUGCAUCGGACGGCUGAUAGCACAAUGGAUUUCUCCAAUGAAGUGUUCAGUUCCAUGUCAACAUCGGGUAAACGAGGCGGAGGCCCACUUUUCUGUGUCCGAUGUAUGCUUCCCAGCACCAAGCCAUUUCCACUGUUAAGCACUUAUCCAAAUCACAUUGUCCUGGCUGAAACAACCCAGGGAACUGGACACAUUCUAUCGGUCAUCCCUUUUGUACAAGGCUGAAAAUCAAUCUUGCUCUGCAUUAUGGUCGUUUUCUUCUAGCCUGGAGACGAGAGGAGUAUAAUUUCACGUGACAUUUAGGCCUCUAAGUUGAGAAUUGGGCAAUCACAAUCACAUCUUCGUAACCUUGCUGUGGAUUACUUGCCAUCAAUAUUGAAAAUACCCAGGAAACAAUAUUUUGAACCGUCUGCACUUUGAUAUUACUAAUUCUAGGCAAGAUAUUGGCCGUGAUAUCCAUUUUCCGCAACAAGCAUAUUCAGUCACCAUCAAUGUGUGGACUCAUACCCCCGUCAAUACUCCGUUUCUUCAAUGCUUUUCGUGGCAUGACGUCGCAUCCUUCUGUCUGCCAGCGUUGCUGGAAUAGCCUAUUUUCCAGAAACGGUUUCCAAGCUGCCUGGAAGGCUCAGUUUCAACCUCACGUGUCAGGCUUCUCCUAUAAAGUGAGCCUGGGAGAAAUCGCCAUCUCUGCCAAACAGGGCUGCAAAUGGUGCCAAUUUCUCAACGAGCAGAUUCCAGCUCAGGUUGGGACAAACGGUCCCCUUCAUGCCGAGGCAGAGUAUACAAUAGCUGUGAGAUUCCGCAUGAGGUCGGGGCAAGAACAACGUACCCUUCUGGCCCUCUCGUUGAAUGACAUCUGGAGUCAAACCUUUGAGGUACACACAGUGGAUGGCGAUAAUGCUGCGGAGUAUAUCCCCACACGCGAAAUGAUCUGGCAGGUCAACUCCCCUGCUACAUAUGCUCAUGCUGCUGAGCUUAUCAGCGAGUGCACAACUGGGGGACAUGACCAGUGUCAUCAUCGAGAGACCCUUUAUCUGCCGACUCGAGGGGGGGCGCCAGGGAAAUACACAGCUCUGAGUUACCGCUGGGGAGAGGCCCAGCCACAUCGGAUGCAAACUCACAAUCUCCAGCCAUUUUGUCAAGAGAUCCCAGUCCAUUCACUCCCUCAAACAAUCAAAGAUGCGAUCCAUUGCACUCAACAACUCGGGAUACGUUUUCUAUGGGUCGACAGCCUGUGCAUCAUCCAAGACUCUAAGGAGGAUAAAAGUCGCGAGAUCCCACAAAUCCGCAAAACCUUCCAAAACGCAUUCGUGACUAUCGUCGCGGCCAGUGCAUCCCAAGUCAGCCAAGGCUUCUUGCAAGACCGUGAACCCCCACCCAAAGCAGUUUCGCUACCUUUCCGCUGCGAUGACAGCCGCAUCGGCAGUAUGUGGAUCAGGGAGGGCACGAUUGAUCCCCGCGAGCCAAUAGAUACCAGAGCGUGGUGUUACGAGGAGAAGCUUCUUACCCAGCGUGCUUUGAUCUUCACAACUCGAACCGUGCGGUUUCAAUGUCAAUCGCACUACCUUAACAUCGGAAACUCCAACAUUGCAGCAUGGAAUGCAGACACUCGCCUACCGAGCACAAUUAUGGAGCCAGAAGAAGGGGACUGGGCUCCGCUAACGUACGAAGAGAGUUCCGCUCUUGCGAUUGAAAAUACAUGGGCCUCGGUACUCGCAGAAUACACGGCGCGCGAUAUCACACAAUUUCGCGAUCGUCUCAUCGCAUUCUACGGCAUCGCAGAAACUUUUCAUCGCACUUGGACUCAUAGCCAGUACCUCGCUGGAUUAUGGAAACAUAAUCUCCUAGAAGACCUCCUCUGGGAAGCUGAUCCGCCGCUACAUCCCCGACCCGAGAACUACCGCGCCCCGUCUUGGUCCUGGGGUGCAGUAAAUGGCAAGGUGCUGCGUGCGAAUACUAUGCACUUCUGGAGAGAAGAUGUGCCGCAAUGUGAGAUUGUCGAUUGUCAAAUUACCUUGGCAAAUGAGAAGAUGCCGUACGGUGAGGUUACAGACGGACGGUUGCAACUGAACGCCUCGAUGAAGAGUAUUAUUUGGCACCCCUCACAGGGGAAGUUCUAUGCUACCAGCCAGAAGGAUUCAGACAAGUCGGAGGAAUUACAUCCGGGCACAUUACUGGGUAAAUGCUAUCCAGAUAGUUUGCAAGAAAUUGAGUCGGAAGAAAUGCAGCAGGCUUAUGCUAUUCCGCUGCGGUCUUCCCGGAAGACAUACCAUGUCAUUCAAGGCUUAAUAGUUGUGCCAUGUCAGGAGGAUCAUGAAACCCAGUGCUUCCGCCGGGUGGGCAGGUUCGAUGUCCCGUUGUUGAAGCUCUGGGGUGACUUUGAUCCUGAUGCAUUGUUUGGAUCUACCCGGCAGCGUGUUGUUAUCAUCUGA
This is a messenger RNA of Aspergillus piperis CBS 112811, 2438 nucleotides long. RefSeq names its product HET domain-containing protein. The record is from RefSeq and is a predicted model, not a curated record. The transcript has 3 exons. Lineage: Eukaryota; Fungi; Ascomycota; Eurotiomycetes; Eurotiales; Aspergillaceae. Bases 498 to 2438 code for a protein of 646 amino acids.